UUUGCGCACGCAAGCUCGACUAAUUCCCCGGACGUGACUUCAGCCCUCAGCCCAGUCGGGCUGUGUUGCCGAGCCACUCGCCGAGCCCGCUCCCGACGUCACCAAUCACGGGCGAGACAGGCCGCCCCAGGUGACCUCGGAAGCCAGCGCAGGAGGAGACGGGCAGCGUAUCUGAGGUGCAACUUCGAUUGUUGAACGAUUGCAAGGCGACCAAGACAGACGCCAAAGAGCACCAACGAGCUUGCUACCUAUCCUCCUGUCCGCCCACCUUCACAAGCUUUCUUGUCACCUCAAUCUGCUGCCUGCCGGAUCGAAAACUCGAGUCGCCCCAUGCUCAAGAACACCCUGGUCUUGGGCCACUUCUCAUCAACAGUAUCAGCAUCAGUAUCACUCUUGUCCGUGUCACGACGCUGCCUUCUCAUCUCGUGUCGUCGGGGCAUUUCCACAACACCGGUCAACAUGGCGCCUCCCAAGCCUGCUCAGGACUUCCUGGACUUCGUGAACGCCUCCCCAACUCCCUAUCACGCUGUCGCUUCUUCCGUGAAACUCCUCGAAGCCGCCGGCUUCAAGGGAAUCAAGGAGAGGGACAACUGGUCCUCCGAUCUGCAGCCCGGCGGCAAGUACUAUCUCACACGCAAUGGUUCCUCCAUUGUCGCCUUCGCCAUCGGCAAGAAAUGGGCUCCUGGGAGUUCAAUCGCAAUGAUUGGCGCCCACACUGACUCUCCAUGCCUGCGUAUCAAGCCGGUGUCCAAGAAGACCAACGCCGGCUUCUUGCAAGUUGGCGUCGAGACCUAUGGCGGGGGUAUCUGGCACUCCUGGUUCGACCGUGACCUGUCAGUGGCAGGACGUGUCCUGGUCAAGGACUCGGGCGGAAACUUUGUGCAGAAGCUCAUCAAGGUCGACAAACCCAUUCUACGCAUCCCUACCCUGGCCAUCCACCUCGACAGGUCUGCCAACUUUGAUCCAAACAAGGAGACCGAGCUAUUUCCCAUCUGUGGUCUUGCGGCUGCCGAGCUGAACCGGACCGGAGCAAGCGGGAAGGAGGCAAAGAAAGAGGAGCCCUCCGAGGCUGAUGGCGACGGCGAGUUUCAGCCCCUGAAGGCGAUGACCCAGAGACAUCACCCAUAUCUCCUAGAGAUCAUCGCACAGCAUGCUGGCGUUGAGACAGAUGGCGUUAUAGACUUCGAACUAGUGCUGUACGACACUCAGAAGUCCUGCUUCGGAGGCCUGAACGACGAGUUCAUCUUCUCUCCGCGGCUCGACAACCUCGGAAUGACGUACUGCUCCGUGGCAGGUCUUAUAGAGUCGGUCAAGUCGGAGGGCGCUCUGGAUCACGAGUCGUCCAUCCGCUUGAUCACUUGUUUUGAUCACGAGGAAAUCGGUUCCACCUCCGCUCAUGGAGCCAACUCGAACCUUUUACCCGCUGUGCUUCGGCGCUUGUCAGUCCUGCCCAGGGGCCACUUUUCCGAGUCCGGCUCUGAGAAAUCCUAUGAGCAUGUUAACCCAGACGAUAUUGCGACGGCUUUUGAACAGACGCUUUCCACUUCUUUCUUCGUCUCUGCAGACAUGGCACACUCAGUGAACCCGAACUAUCAGCACAAAUAUGAGUCGAACCACCAGCCUGAGAUGAACAAGGGCACGGUCAUCAAGAUAAACGCGAAUCAACGAUACGCGACGAACUCUCCUGGCAUUGUCCUCCUGCAGGAAGUUGCGAAGAAGGCAGGCGUGCCUCUCCAGCUCUUCGUGGUGCGGAAUGACAGCUCAUGCGGCAGCACCAUUGGACCAAUGCUUUCGGCAAAGAUGGGUGUGCGCACCCUUGAUCUCGGCAACCCGCAGCUUUCCAUGCACUCAAUCCGCGAGACUGGCGGUACCUAUGACGUAGAGCACGGGAUCAAGUUGUUCGAGUCAUUCUUGUCCAACUACACCGCUCUCGAGUCCAAGAUCCUCGUUGAUUAGAGGGAAAACGAGGCAAUGCGAGCGGUAUGCCGUUUGGCAGAACGUCUCUAAAGCCAGCGCUGCAGUUGCCCUUAUGCAAGUGGCACCCUGCUACUAGCCACGAGGCCGAGUGUGGUCAGCCAGAGAAGAGGAUCCUGGUUAAGUAACUUACUCUGGCUUUGUACAGUUUCAUGUGGGAUCGGAGACAUACUGCCGCGCGCAGGACCACAGUGUGGACUCCAGCACUUAUGGAGCUCAUGUACCUACGACGGCAACGCAAGGGACAAGCACUCAAGCCUGGAACCGAACAGGUUCAUGUGAAUACAUAUAGCAAUUUCCCUGUCUAUUCCAACCGCAUUCAACACAAUAUCCAUCUCUUCUCGCACAAA
This is a messenger RNA of Diaporthe batatas, 2324 nucleotides long. Its product is annotated as aspartyl aminopeptidase. Gene Ontology annotation, biological process: proteolysis. The record is from RefSeq and is a predicted model, not a curated record. Gene Ontology annotation, molecular function: metalloaminopeptidase activity; zinc ion binding. The transcript is spliced from 4 exons. Lineage: Eukaryota; Fungi; Ascomycota; Sordariomycetes; Diaporthales; Diaporthaceae. The coding region runs from base 331 to 1956 and encodes 541 amino acids. Gene Ontology annotation, cellular component: fungal-type vacuole.